AUGUCAUUAUGGAUAAACAGAUUUUACAUAUAUUUGGGCUUUGCUGUUGGCAUUGGCCUUUGGAUUUGUGUCCAGAUUGUCAUCAAGAAGCAGGGUAAGAAUUCACAGGAAAAAUCUGUUCCCAAAGUCCCUUGGGAUCUGAUGACAAGUGGUUCCGCUUCCAAUCAGAAGAAGGAUGUGUUUGUGUCUGAAGUGAAGAUUUUCUAUGGCUCUCAGACUGGAACAGCAAAGGGAUUUGCGACAGUUCUUGCUGAAGCUGUCACUUCCCUUGGUCUGCCUGUGGCUGUUAUUAACUUGAAGGACUAUGAUCCAGACGAUCAGCUAGUGGAAGAGGUUAGCAGUAAGAGCGUCUGUGUCUUCUUGGUUGCUACGUACACCGACGGCCAGCCCACUGAGAGUGCUCAGUGGUUCUGCAAAUGGUUGGAGGAGGCAUCCAGUGAUUUUCGGUUUGGCAGAACUUACCUGAAGGGUCUGAGGUACGCUGUGUUUGGCCUGGGAAAUUCUGCCUACUCGAGCCACUUUAACAAGGUUGGCAAAAAUGUCGAUAAGUGGCUUUGGCUGCUCGGAGCCCAUCGUGUGCUGACUCGAGGGGAGGGCGACUGCGACGUGAUUAAGAGCAAACACGGCAGCAUUGAAGCUGACUUUAGUGCUUGGAAGACCAAGCUCGUCGCCCGGCUGCAGGAGCUUCGUCAAGGAGAGAAAAAACCAUGUGGUGGCAGCUGCAAGAAGGGGCACUGCGAAUCCGGUCAGCACGGCUCGGAGCGGCGAGAGUCGCCGCCUCACAGAGACACUGAGGAGGAAGUGCCCUUCGAGAGCAACAGUGAGGAGGAAUGUGGGGCCGAGGAACGGCACAGUCUGAAUCCUGUCGUUGACGUUGAGGAUCUUGGCAACAUUGUGGAUCGUGUGAAGAAAGAAAAGAAGCAGCAGGAGUGGCGGGAGGAGAGAAGCAGAUUGCUCCGGAGCACGGAGGAGAAGGAAGACGGUGAAGGGAGAGCCAUGAUCACGCCCGCUCUCCGGGAAGCCCUCACCAAGCAAGGAUAUCAGCUGAUUGGGAGCCACUCCGGGGUAAAGCUUUGCAGGUGGACCAAGUCAAUGCUUCGAGGGAGAGGCGGUUGCUAUAAACAUACAUUUUAUGGCAUUGAAAGCCAUCGCUGCAUGGAAACCACUCCUAGCUUGGCGUGUGCAAAUAAAUGUGUCUUCUGUUGGCGGCACCACACUAAUCCAGUGGGCACUGAGUGGCGGUGGAAAAUGGACCGGCCUGAGAUGAUCUUAAAAGAAGCCAUCGAAAACCAUCAGAACAUGAUUAAGCAAUUUAAAGGAGUACCAGGCGUGAGAGCAGACCGCUUUGAGGAGGCCAUGAAGGUCAAGCACUGUGCUUUGUCCCUGGUGGGAGAACCAAUCAUGUACCCAGAGAUCAACAGGUUCUUGGAGCUCCUCCACCAGUGCAAAAUCUCCAGCUUCCUGGUCACAAAUGCACAGUUCCCCGCGGAGAUCAGGAACCUCAAACCAGUUACCCAGCUUUACGUCAGUGUGGAUGCUAGCACCAAAGACAGCCUGAGGAAAAUCGACCGCCCACUCUUCAAAGAUUUCUGGCAAAGAUUCCUUGGCAGUUUAAAAGCAUUGGCUGAAAAGCAACAACGAACGGUCUACAGACUGACGCUCGUGAAAGCAUGGAACGUGGAUGAGCUCCACGCCUACGCCAAGCUGGUGGCCAUCGGGAAUCCUGACUUCAUCGAAGUGAAGGGUGUGACCUACUGUGGAGAGAGUUCAGCAAGCAGCCUGACAAUGGCCAAUGUGCCCUGGCACGAGGAGGUGGUGCGCUUUGUCCAUGAAUUGGUGGACCUCCUCCCCGACUAUGGCGUCGCUUGUGAACACGAGCACUCCAAUUGCCUCCUGAUAGCGCACAAAAAGUUUAAGAUUGAGAGAGAAUGGUGGACGUGGAUCGAUUAUAACCGCUUUCAGGAGCUCAUCCAAGAAUACGAGAAUAGCGGUGGGUCAAAGACUUUCAGCGCGAAGGAUUAUAUGGCCAGAACUCCUCGGUGGGCAUUAUUCGGUGCCCAUGAAAGAGGCUUUGAUCCCAAGGACACAAGAUAUCAGAGAAAGAACAGAUCAAAGGAUAUUUCUGGAUGUUGA
Messenger RNA from Orycteropus afer afer, 2133 nucleotides. Its product is annotated as S-adenosyl-L-methionine-dependent tRNA 4-demethylwyosine synthase TYW1. Gene Ontology annotation, biological process: wybutosine biosynthetic process. Gene Ontology annotation, molecular function: FMN binding; 4 iron, 4 sulfur cluster binding; catalytic activity. The record is from RefSeq and is a predicted model, not a curated record. Lineage: Eukaryota; Metazoa; Chordata; Mammalia; Tubulidentata; Orycteropodidae.